Molecule: messenger RNA, 1090 nt
Organism: Stylophora pistillata
Lineage: Eukaryota; Metazoa; Cnidaria; Anthozoa; Scleractinia; Pocilloporidae
Molecular function (GO): protein binding
Source: RefSeq, a predicted model, not a curated record
UAGCGAUAGAGGAAAGGAAAAACUUGAUUAUAAUCACUGCAAUCUUUUGCCGUUUCCAUUGAAAAUGGCUGCCUCUCUGGACCCAGACAGGGUGCUUUGCUGUUCGAAAGAGAAAGAUAACUUUCUAAGGAUAGCUCGGCUAUUGAUAAGUGGAGGUACUGUGCUAUUGAGGGAGGUGUUUGACGAUGAAUGUCCUCCAAGUAAUCUUCCCAAAAUACUUCAGAAUCAAUCCACAGAGAAGCGACUUAGGGCUGCAAAACUCACCAAACCACAGUGGGACUGCCUGUACCCUUCCCCAGGGAUGUACGGAAAGUCAACAGAUUUUGAUAUAACUCUCCUUUUCCGGUUGCUGAGAAACAUAUGCAGCUUCACCCCUCCUGUCACAGGCUGGGAUGCGCUACCGGCAAGUAAAGACUACACCUUUGAAGCCGAUUUGGCGAGAAUUAAGUACUUUCGCAAUUCGAUAUACGGUCAUGUGAACGAAAACAUGGAAAUAGCAGAUGAUUGCUUUGUAGUUCUUUGGAGAGAAAUCAGCGGGGCUCUGGUAAGAAUUGCGGGUCAGAUUAGCUCUACAAAGUCAAAAGAAUGGCAGAAUGCAAUAGAAAGAUUCUUGCAAGAUCCCAUCACUGAGGCAGACAAGAGAUAUGAGCAGGAAUUGUGGCAACUCUACCAGAAUGACACAGAAAUAAAGGAAUUUAUGAACAAUUUAGAUUGUUCAGUGAAGCAUGUGGAGAAAGCAAUUUACGUGGAAACCCGAGACAUUAAAGAUCGUCUUGGAGGAGAAGUCAAAGCCACAACACAAGAAGUACAGGGCUUGAGAAAAGAGGUUCGAGAGGAAGCCCGAGACAUUAAAGAUCAUCUUGGAGGAGAAGUCAAAGCCACAACCCAAGAAGUGCAGGACUUGAGAAAAGAGGUUCGAGAGGAAGCCCGAGACAUUAAAGUUCAUCUUGGAAGAGAAGUCAAGGCCAUAGCCCAAGAAGUUUAUGGUUUGAGGCAAGACAUCUGCUCUUCAGUUGGAGGCACGAAAUCAUGGUUCAGCGCAUGCGCGGCGUGACAGCCUUUGGUCGCUAAAUUAAUAUGUGAUGUCGCU